Molecule: messenger RNA, 1644 nt
Organism: Brassicogethes aeneus
Lineage: Eukaryota; Metazoa; Arthropoda; Insecta; Coleoptera; Nitidulidae
Source: the annotation of a GenBank genome assembly
AUGAAAGAACGUCAACUUCUGGGCAUACACGGUUUAUUACCAGCCAGAGUGAAAACUAUGAAAGAGCAAUUGUUUCUAUGCAAACUGACUGUGGAUAAUUAUACCACUGCAACGGGUAAAUACUUAUAUUUAAACGACUUGAUGCAAAGAAACGAAAAAUUAUUCUAUAAACUUUUAACGGAAAAUAUAGAACAACUGUUGCCCAUCGUUUAUACCCCAACAGUUGGACUGGUGUGCCAAAGGUUUGGUUUUCUAUUUCGACGACCCGAAGGUAUUUUUCUUAAUAUCUAUGAUAAAGGCAACGUGCAGCAGAUUUUAAAAAAUUGGCCGGAAAAAGGAGUUAAAGUGAUAGUUGUCACAGAUGGCGAACGAAUUUUGGGUCUGGGCGACCUUGGAGCGCAUGGUAUGGGAAUACCAGUGGGCAAAUUAUCCCUAUACACGGCUUUAUCCGGUAUCAAUCCAAAAGCAUGUCUUCCGAUUACAUUAGAUUGCGGAACCAACAACGAAACGUUAUUAAAUGAUCCUCAGUACGUCGGCUUGAGAGAAAAACGGAUCGGGGGCGAGAGAUAUGAAGCUUUCGUGGACGAGUUUAUGGAGGCGUGCGUCGAAGAGUACGGUCCAAAUAUAUUGAUACAGUUCGAAGAUUUUGGUUCUCAUCAUGCAUUUAAGUUUUUAGAAAAAUAUAGACACAAAUACUGCGUAUUUAACGACGAUCUGCAGGGAACAGCCGCUGUGGUUUUGGCAGGUUUAAUGAGUUCAUCGCGUAUAACCGGGAAAAAAUUGUCCGAGUCUAAGAUUUUGUUUUUGGGAGCCGGCGGGGCAGCAAACGGAAUAGCCUCGCUAUUGGUGAUGGGCAUGAUAAGACAAGGUGUCAGUAAAGAAGAAGCAAUCGGCAAGAUUUUCCUAAUCGAUGCUGAUGGGUUGGUGGUCAAUACAAGAACGAAAGGUGAUCUUAUUGGUCCAAAAAAGUAUUAUGCUAAAGACCUCAAUGAAAUGGACGAUCUUAACGCAAUAGUAAAUAAUGUUAAACCCAAUAUUCUUAUAGGAGUUUCCACCAAAGGGGGCGCCUUUACACCGAAAGUGCUUAAAUCGAUGGCUGCAAUAAGUAAGAGACCUGUUAUUUUUGCAUUAAGUAAUCCUACAAAUAAUGCGGAAUGUACACCACAGGAAGCCUACCAGCACACAGAAGGAAGAUGCGUUUACGCCAGCGGUUCGCCGUUUAAAGAGGUUGAAUACCAAGGCAAAACAUAUAAAACUGGUCAAGGAAAUAACUGCUAUAUAUUUCCUGGCGUUGGUUUAGGAGUAAUGCUAUCCCAAAUGCUUCACAUACCCGAGGAAGUAUUUUUAAUAGCUGCAGAUACUAUAGCAGAAAACAUCAAACAGGAACAUUUGGAUAAGGGAAGUGUAUACCCACCGAUAACGGAUAUAUAUAACAUGUCCGGCUUGAUUGCCGAAGCAAUAAUGAAAUAUGCGUUUGAAAAGAAUCUUGCUGGUAUAAACAGGCCUGAAAGUAUUCCAGAUUUUAUCGAAAAACAUCAAUAUUCCACUUCUUAUGAAGAUGCUCUUCGACCGACCUGGGAGAUACCUCCUUUGGACACAAAGUACGAUAUGGAAAAGUGGGACCCUCCAAAAUCCUUUUGUUAA